Molecule: messenger RNA, 905 nt
Organism: Halichondria panicea
Lineage: Eukaryota; Metazoa; Porifera; Demospongiae; Suberitida; Halichondriidae
Product: lectin L6-like
Exons: 1
Source: RefSeq, a predicted model, not a curated record
CAAAAGUACACUGAACAAUUGAAAGUGCUAACACAAAAAUGUUCAGCCUCAAUAUUAUACUACUACUGGUCAGCUGCCUUGCCUACUGUCAGGGCCACAUGUUUGGACACAUCCCUGGCGGUCUCAAGCACGUAACUGGAUCUGCCAACUACUUGUGGGGUGUCAACAAUCAGGACCAAAUCUAUCGAUGCAACAGACCUUGCUCCGGUAAUUGGAUUCAAGUACCAGGAGGGCUGAUGCAAGUCGAUGCCAAUGACGAUGAGGUCUGGGGUGUUGCCUCAGACUAUACAAUUUGGAAACGACCCGUUGAUGGAAGCGGCAGCUGGCAAAAGGUUCCAGGUGGUCUCAAGCAUGUGUCAGCUUCUGGUAAUGGCUACAUUUGGGGGGUCAGUCACGACGACAAUAUCUACAAGUGCAAAAAGCCAUGUAAUGGAGCUUGGCAGCAGGUGUGAGGAGGAUUGAAGCAAAUUGAUGGAGGAGAAAAGUAUGUCUACGGUGUUAGCAGUAUAAACAAAAUAUUUUCAAGACCAGUCGAUGGAAGUGGAAGCUGGAGACUUAUUCCAGGAGAGCUCAUUCACAUUACUGCUUCCGGCGCAAACGAAGUCUUUGGAGUAAACUCCGCCCAUACAAUUUAUCGCUGCCCCAAGCCGUGUAUUGGAGAGUGGGAGGAGAUCGAGGGCAGUCUAAAGCAGGUUGAUGCGACAAACAACGGUCUCUUCGGAGUUAACCGCCAUGACAACAUCUUCAAAUAUCGCCUGAAGUAAGAAGCUACAAGCUACAAACUUGGUCUACAUGUACAUGUAGGUUACAAGGCAAUGUGAACUUUAGAAAACUAGUUACAAAUGUACUGCAUAAGUAAGAACUGGAUGGAUAUAUAGAUACGUAUUGCAUGUAUUUGAUCAGUA